GGCCCGCGAGGCUCGUCGCAGACAACGCGGCGGCGAUGUCCGCGAGCCAAGCGGGAGCCGCGGCGGCAGCGGCGGGGCCUCGUGCACGGCAGGGCGGCCUGGGCUUCGGCCUCCCUCCGGUUCCUAGGAAGCGGGCCGACGGCCAGCGCGGGAGCAUCAACGGCAGAGACGGAGGCUCGGGCGCGUCUCUCUCCUCCCCUUGAGCCUGAGCCGGGGGAGGCCAGGCGGCCCGAGUGGCUGGAGGCGGGGUCCGCUGCCCGAGAAUGGGAAUUCUCUUCACCAGGAUAUGGAGACUGUUCAAUCCCCAGGAGCACAAAGUCAUCAUUGUCGGGCUGCAUAAUGCAGGAAAAACUACCAUCCUUUACCAAUUUUCUAUGAAUGAAGUCGUACAUACGUCCCCAACAAUAGGAAGUAAUGUAGAAGAGAUAGUGAUUAAUAAUACACGUUUUCUAAUGUGGGAUAUUGGUGGCCAAGAAUCUCUUCGUUCUUCGUGGAACACUUACUAUACUAACACAGAGUUUGUAAUAGUUGUUGUGGACAGUACAGACAGAGAAAGGAUUUCUGUAACUAGAGAAGAACUCUAUAAAAUGUUAGCCCAUGAGGACCUAAGGAAAGCUGGAUUACUGAUUUUUGCUAAUAAACAAGAUGUUAAAGAAUGCAUGACUGUCGCAGAAAUCUCCCAGUUUUUGCAACUAACUUCUAUUAAAGAUCACCAAUGGCAUAUCCAGGCAUGCUGUGCCCUUACUGGCGAGGGAUUAUGCCAAGGACUUGAAUGGAUGAUGUCACGACUUAAGAUUAGAUGAUCUCUACUGACCUCUCUCAUAGACUUUGUAUAAAGGAAGUGCUGGACUUUACGUGAAAGCUGCAGAAAUGAAUGGUUUAGAUAUAUUUAUAAUAAACUGAUUUAAACAUUUAAACUUUUUCUAUAAGAAGAAAAAUUAAGACCACUUAUUUGAAAACAAAGAUUGUC
This is a messenger RNA of Hippopotamus amphibius kiboko, 970 nucleotides long. RefSeq names its product ADP-ribosylation factor-like protein 5A. Lineage: Eukaryota; Metazoa; Chordata; Mammalia; Artiodactyla; Hippopotamidae. The record is from RefSeq and is a predicted model, not a curated record. Gene Ontology annotation, molecular function: GTPase activity; GTP binding. Gene Ontology annotation, biological process: intracellular protein transport; vesicle-mediated transport; protein localization to Golgi membrane. Gene Ontology annotation, cellular component: trans-Golgi network; cytoplasm. The transcript has a single exon. The coding region runs from base 264 to 803 and encodes 179 amino acids.